This is a messenger RNA of Drosophila melanogaster (fruit fly), 8091 nucleotides long. RefSeq lists its product as uncharacterized. The record is from RefSeq and is marked reviewed. The transcript is spliced from 5 exons. Bases 808 to 6921 code for a protein of 2037 amino acids. NCBI's taxonomy places the organism in Eukaryota, Metazoa, Arthropoda, Insecta, Diptera, Drosophilidae.
AGUGGGCCACCUCUAGCAAUUUGUCUGCAACUUCUAAUUCGCUGCGGGUAUUUUUUUUGUGUUUGUUGUUACAUAUAAUCCGAUCAAUUUCGAUCGCCCGCUUGGCAAAUCAGUGUCUUGCUGUUCCGAUUGGUGAGCUUUGGCCAAUUCUCGGCGAGCGUCAGUAAAUCGUUCGAUUUGGCUUUAAGUCCGCCCGUGCUUUUGCGUUUUCCUUGGCUCUUUUCUUCAUUUUUGUGGCCCGUUUUCGUUUUCCACUUGGUAUCGCGAGGGGAUGAAGGAGGGGAGCAGGAGCGGAGAAUCCCGACCGAGUGCAUCCCCAAUGUGUGUGCGUGUACGUCUGUGAAUACGAUGGUGCUGCCAAUGCAAUUGUAACUGAGCGCGCUCAUAAAAAUCAAAAGUAUAUUUAGAUAUACAUGUACAUAUAUAUAAUAAUCGGAUACGUUUUCUCAUUGCCCCCCCUGUCGGUGUGUGUGCGUGUGUAUUUAAAUCAGUAAUACAGUGUGUGUGUGACGAGCGCGCUGGGUUUUGUUGUUAAGUGCGAGUGAGUAAGAGAGAGGGAACACGAGCGAGACAGCAGCCGGAGCAACAGAGAGGCAAACAGGAACUGCAACAAGAAAAACAAUAACAUUCUGUGGCAGCAGCAGCAGCGAUGACUUCCAGUCGCUGCACUGGCAAAGCGCUGCCGGGAAGUGUUUUGUGGUGUUUCUUCAUCCUCGUCUGCUAGGAUUAAUUAUAUCACUGAGUGACUACGCACCGGCAAUUCCAGAAGAAAUCGCAGGCCAAGGAUAGCCUUGAAUUCUCGGGACCAUGCCGCGCUUUCGCAACGAGACGCCGGAGGAGUCGCAGUACACCGAUGGCGAAAUCGUUUGGGUAAAGAUCCACAACACCGAGAUCUGGUGGCCCGGCGAAGUGACCUCGUCGCAGGACUUUCGUUUCGUCAACACCACGCGCCCGCCGUACGCAGUUGUGGCGUUUUUCAACGAGAAAACCUUCGAGCAAGUGAGUUCCGCGAAGCUUAUUUAUCCCUUCGAAUGCGAGCACAAGGAGGAGUUCAUUAAGCGCGGCAAAAAGAAAGCCGAAGGAAUCCACAUGGCCGACAAGUUCUCAGAGGACGUGGCGAUCGCCGAAUCGCGUAGCGGUCGCAUCCAUCGCUCGUCGACAUCGUCCUUAGCGGAGGUCUGCAGCGGACCCGCCGCCCGUCCGGAAAGCCUCAUCAAGGCCUGCCUUUCGAGCAAUAGCAACAGCAGCGGCGUGCUGAGCAGCAAUGCGUGCAGCAGCGGAGUGCCUUCGGCAGCGGGUCGAGUAAGUAGCUCGGCAACGCUACAUGCCAAUGAUAAAGCCGUAUUCCGACAGCAGGAGUCCACGUUCCGCAUCAUGGACAUCGGGGGCGGCGCCACGAUUCCGCCCCGUGACGCUGCCUUCGAGUGCACCAUGUGCAACUUUCACACCAACAGUAUGAGCGUCCUGCUCAUCCACCGGCGCAACCACAUGGAGUCGAGCAACAACUUUGGCAGCAGCAACAGCACCACCUAUACGGUCACCAGUACGGCCAACAGAACGACCAGCAGAACGGCCAGCAGAACGACCACCAGUCCGGCCACCAGUCCACGACGAGCGUCGCGUCGUUCCCACACCACCAUCGUGCAUGAAGUGAACGGCCAAAAGAGCCGGAACAACGAAGUGCGCUGCAACUCGCGCCACGUGUCCAUUAUGAUUGACGUACCGCUGACAAACGAGGAGCAUGAGAAGGUGAUGAGCAUCGUUGACAAAACGUUGGCCAGCAUCGAGCUCGUUGUUGGCUCCAAUGCGGGCAGCUCCCCGGGCUCCGCUUCCGCGUCUGUUCCCACACGAAAGAGCUCCUCCGCGUCGUCGCAGGCGCCCGCUGCGGUGAACCCGCGACGCAGAACUGCGACAUCUCGAGAUCCGGGUAGCCAGCGCUCAAACCAACUGCGAGCCACCAUGCCCGCUCCACAGUCGCCGCCGGCAAAGCAACGUCGUCUCACACGCUCCAUGAGCAGGCGCCUGCAAGGUGUUUCGCCAAUGGCCGUCCCUACGGAGAUUCUGCCGCCACCUGUGCAGGUAAAUUCGCGUCGUAAUUCACGCAGACGCUGCACACUGGCUGCCACCACUAGUGAGCCAGUUAUUUCGCCCAGAAGGGGCAAUCCCUUACGGAAAACGAUGACGACAUCGCCAUCGAGCAUCGUCUCGCCUCGAAGCGCAGGUCGGCGCAAGCAACCGAUCUCUAGGAAUAGAACGACGACCGUAACUGGUGAUGCGCAUAUAUCUUCUGCGCUCCUCACAUCGCCUUUAAUCAAUCGUCCGGCUGGGGACAAACAUGAAUCGGAAAAACAGGUGGCAGAGCCGAAUCUGCCCAUCAGUCCAUCGCCAGAGCCAACGACAUCAAUGGCUGACAUCGCACAGCCGAAUCAGAAUCUCCAGCAUAUGCAGAGGAGCAUUGACGCCUCCAAGCAGCUGCAGCUAAGUCUGAUGGCGGAAUGGGGCGACGACGAGACGGACGAGUCGAUGGAGGAGACACCGCAGCCGGUUGAGAAGGAUACCGGAAUCGUGAAAUCACCGCCGGCGACAGAGCAACAUGCGGAUGAGAAAGAACAGGAGCAGGAGAAGACUGAUGGCGGUGCUGCCAAGAAGCGCAUACGCAACAUACCAAAGAAGGAUCGGCGCGACGUAGUCGUGCAGGAAUUCGACGUGCAGGACAGCCAGCAAGACCCCGAUGACGCGGAGGUUGACGAGCCGAUUUUAAUUCAGGAUAGCGAUGCUAGCUCCAAUGGCAGCGUCGUAUUCGUAGAAGACGAGCCGAGGCAGCGCGGCCGGGGAGCUUAUUCGCAAUCCAAUGGCAAUGUCAAUGUCAGUGAUAAGGCCGCGUCCUCGUCGAAGAUGGCCAGCAACAUACCGUCCUGCUUUGACUUCGAGGAGGAGGAGGAUGUACAGCAGCAGGAGGGCCAGAAUGGUUUGAGCUAUAGGCGCCGAACGAAUACCAAUCGUCCUGAUGUCAACGGCAAAGGACCCGCUGAGGAGGACACACUCGAGAGGAAUGAGGAACCUGUGGAUGAGAACGAACUUGACGACAACGUGUCCUACGAUAACGCCUUCAAGGGCUUUGAAGAUGUCCACAAACCGACAAUCAAGGAAGGCAUACAGACUCUGGAGGAGGAGGUACACCGUGAGCCUGACGUGGAGCCCGAGCCGUGGCAGCAGGUAGCAGCCUAUGCCGUAGAGUCUGAAGAAGCGAUUCCCCAGGACGCACCUGAGGGCGAGGCGGGAGAUCACAUGUUCCUGCCCAUCAAGGAGCCGCAAAAGCGCAUCUUUAAGUCACGAAACAAAUCAACAAAUCAAAUGGCAUGUCCACCAGACGAGGAUCUGCUACCAGCCUCCAUGACUUCCACGUUGCCAAGCGCCAACGAAGAGGAGCUGACUGCGCCCAGGACUUAUAGUCCUCUCCAGGAGGCGAAUUGCGUCGGUACACUGCUAUCCAAUCACGAACCGAGCAGGGCCAUCAGCGUCAAAAACAGCAACAAAUAUAGCAGCAAGGGAGUGCUGGGUGGCAGCAUGACGAGGAAGCGCCGCAACAAAUCCAAGACUGAAUCAUCCCGUCGCCCGUUACAGCGUUCCAGGCCAAUGACACGUCAGAAGAAUCCCUCACCCAAGCACGAGGAGUUGAGCAACCACAGCAGCCGAAGCAGCAGCAGCAGCAGCAGCAACAACAGCAGCAGCAGCAGCAGCAGCAGCAGCGGCAGUAGUAGCAGCAACACGAGCAGCAGUAGCAGCAACACGAGCAGCUCAAGCUCUAGCUCGGACUCGCACGGCAUCGGAACACUAUCCCCGGAGCCGGGCUCCAGCAACAGCUGUUCCAUAGCCUCCAACAUUGCAGUGAUAUCGGCAGAAGAGGCACGCGAGCUGCAGCGUUCCGCCUCGGGCGCCGGACUCAUCCACGCCGCCAUCGUUGACGCCACGCAACCGGUGCAGCGUGGUGGCGUGCUUAUCCUAGAGGAUAUUAGGCUGCCGAAUUUGUAUCAACCCUCUAGCCUUCACUCAACGGACAGCAAUGGCAGCCACCGGACGAUCUCACACUCGCCGGAUGAGGGCGACGAACAGUCGCAAGACCCGGCUGAUCAGCCGCAAACAAACGAUGAAGACCAAGAUGUGAAGCAUAUGAUUGAUGACGCCGAGCCAAUGGAGCAAGGGGCGGAAGAGGACGACCAGGCGGCAGAGGACGACCAGCCGGAGAAGGAGCAGGAGCAGGAUCAGGAGCUGGGACAAAAGUCGAAGGAUAAGCCAGUGUCCGAGGCAGACAACGAAUUGGGCCGCUUCUCACCGAUCCCCGAAAUCCGUUACCAGUUGCAGCCUGGCGAGUUGCUGCUUAAUGAGCGCGAACGGGAGAUGUUGCGCCGGUACAAGGCCGUCGUGGCCAGUGGUCGCAGUGCAGAGAAGUUUCGUCAGGUCCGCGCGCGCUGGAACCGAAACAUGCCAUCCACAUCCUCAGACAGCAAUGGCAGCCGCCACACAAACUCACACCUGCCUGAUGAGGGCGAUGAACAGUCGCAAGACCCGCCAGAUCAGCCGCAAGCAAACGAUGAAGAUCGAGAUGUGAAGAAUAUGAUUGAUGACGCCGAGCCAAUGGAGCAAGGGGCGGAAGAGGACGACCAGGCGGCAGAGAAUGACCAGGCGGCAGAGAAUGACCAGGCGGCAGAGAAUGACCAGGCGGCAGAGGAAGACCAGCAGGAGAAGGAGCAGGAGCAGGAGCAGGAGCAGGAGCAGGAGCUGGGACAAAAGUCGGAGGAUAAGCUAGAGUCCGAGGUAGACAACGAGUUGGGCCGCUUGUCUCCGAUCCCCGAAGACUGUUACCAGCUGCAGCCUGGCGAGUUGCUGCUUAAUGAGCGCGAAGAGGAGCUGUUGCGCCAGUACGAGGCCGAUGUGGCCAGUGGUCGUAGUGCAGAGAAGUGUCGCCAGGCCCCCGCGCGCUGGAGCCGAACAAUGCCAUUCCCCGAAGAAUCAGGCGUACACGAAUCAGAGUUGGAUGGCAUGCCGUUGGCCGCGUCGUCAUCAGAGGAUCAAGAACGGGACGGGGAAGAGAAGGAGACUGGGGUCGGCUCCGAAGGUGAACAGCCCGCAAUGGCUACGGAUGAAGAAGAAGUAUCUGACGACAGGAGGUUCCAGAUGGCAAUGGACAUGGACAUCGCACUGGAUGCCGUGGAGCUGGUGAUGCCGGUUUCAUUGCUGCAAACCUCGCGCCGCCCUGCCAGCUACCCGCAAGUCACUCCGAUGGCGACCACCCAGUCGGCCAUUGGCCUAAAUCGACCCACCAGGCAUUUAAGCUGUGCCCGAGCCCUGAGCGAUGCGGACAUGGCCAGGGCCCACCAGCAGCUGGUGGAUCUGCGCGAGCAGCAGCGCCUCUGCUUCACCCCGCCAUCGCCGCCAGCGGUCCUGACUCCUCCUGCAACACUGCUGCAGGCCAGUGGACAGAAAAGGCAGCGUCGCCGCUCGAAGAACGCUCCAAGUGACCACGCGGAGAGCGGGUCACGCAGCGAAGGCGGCGAGGAAUCGUCAAGCGACGCCAAGGAUGGUCAGGAGAGUCCCGAGAACCCGCCACAACUGUGCGCUGGACGCAUCUGCGCGGUGAUGACUCGACCGAUCCCGGGCUACAGUCACACCUUCAUGCUGUGCUCGCUGAACAACAACAACUUUACGCCGCUGAACAACGUGGCGCUGUACCUGGACAACGAAAAGAACCACCUGGUGCCGGUGCCGCGGGAGACACUGCUGGAGCCGCCGCGUCUUGCCGACGGCCAUCCGCUGUCCGCCGUCUUUGCGGACAUUGACUUUCUGGGCGAAGACGCGGUGGCCCAGGUGGUGGAGCCAUCGGAGGCGGAGGCGGAAAUGGAGAUGGAGAUGGAGAUGGAAAUGGAGACUGAGCAGGAACUCGUCCAGGAUCAGGUGUCGCCGCGCCAACUGUCGCCGCAAAUGUUGCUAAGCGAGGCCGAUAAUGAUUACAAUAACGAGAACGACGUUGAGUCUGUGGACGCGAUGGGCAUCAUGACACCACUCAGCCAGGUGGCCGAGGGAGGCGCCUUGGCAGCCGCCGGUAGCUACGUGAACGAAGAGGAGGAAUUGUCUCUGCACGGCGAACAACUAAUUGGGCAGAUAAUGCAGUUAAACGUGAACGGGUUCCACUUGCAGCUGGAUACCGCGAUGCUAUUCAGCAUGGCAGAACAGCCGGACACUUGCAUCGAGGUGAACGUCACGGAUGGGGGGGGAUCCAGCACAUCUGCUGCCGGUGGCAGUAUGACAGCCGUGCUUAAUGCUCGCGACAUUCUACAUGCGGCAGAGGCAUACCUACAGGAGCGCGAUCUGCAGCUGGUCAACGUGGAGGACAUGACGCUGGACGACAGGGAUGGCGAUGUGUCAACAGCCGAUCUGGCUGUGCCCCCCGCCCCUGAUCUGCUCUCCCAGGCGCUGGUCGGCAGCCAGGUCGUGGACGAUUCGGAAUUCGUGAACGCAGCCAACGCUGGCGUUGGAAUGCUUCACAUCGAUACUCGCAACGGCCCUGGUCUACUGCAUGUGGGCAACGACGAGCCGGGCAGCGUGGUGUUCAUUUCGCAUCCGAUGCCUACGCAGAAUGUCCACCUCACGCCGCCGAUCACGGCGCGCACCAACGAGACAAACGCGCUGCUCGACCAGACGCCCAUCAUGUCCACGCUGGAGAGUCCCAGUGGCAUGCAGCUGCGGCGCGUUUCGCCGCUGGUCGAGGGCAACCUGGAGGAUAGUCUGGCCGUGAUCGGCGUGACGAACGGCAGUGGCGUACCCACCUCGCUGGAACUGCCCAUUACCGUGACCAAUCCGGCCAUCGCAUCCCGUAUGGGGGCGCCCGUCGCCGAAAUGCUGCAGUUUGCUCCUUUUCAGUAGGAGCGGAGGAGGAAGGAGCGAAGGAGCAGCGCAGUCCAUGAACAGUUCAAUUUAUUAUUUUUUUUUUUUUAAUACACCUAAGGAGUUGCAGUAAGGAUUUAGAAGAUGCAGCAUAUGCAUUUUAGUUUGAGCGGCACGGAAGCCCAAUGCCUAUUUGUUAGUUGAAUUGACACGAAAAUGGACGACGACGACGACGACGAUGACAUUGCGCCACGGCCAAUGUAAAUAUUAUUUGCUUAAUUAACCUAAGUUAGAUUCGUGAACUUUCACCUAUCUCUUGCAUUGCAAAUGUACGAUAGACAGGCGGAGUUCCUUUUACAUGUAAGGAUGUAAGGAUAACCAUAGCAUACACGCGAACAGAACGCAACAGACCAGGAUAAGCUCGAUCGCGAAUCGAUGCCCGGCACCAAAGCAACAACAUAAUACGACACCCAACAGAAUAUAUAUGUACGGAUACCUGUGUGCAGGAAGGAAGCAGAACUUACGUAAGAUGACCAUACCACAGAUGACCAUACGCCAGUCCAGUCGCUAAACCUAAUGAAUGUGUAAAGAGACCCGCAAAGCAGGCGGGCUGGGCAGACCGCAGACCAAGCUGCCCAGCUGCUGGGCAGCUAUUUGAAUAAAUGCAACAUGUGCAACAGGGAGGAUCUUGGUGUAUUUGGACGGAGCCACUGCAGCAGCAGCACACUCACUCAAGCUCAUGCCAGUGCCUCAUCAUACGUAGAGAUAGUUGUAGUCGAUCGAUCAUCUGUACAGUUUUCAUUCUCAAGAACACGUAAUAUAUAGGAAUUUAUGAAAGAGGGAUAUACAUAUUGAGGCAGAAAAUGUAUGCUAAUGAAAAUAAAUUUUUGAUAACAGUUGUUUUUUUUUUUUUUUCUUGUAGGAAAACGAAAACGAUACCUAAAGAAUGGAACGAAUUGUCAAAAAACGAUUUUACUUUUGUCAAAUAAUACCCCCGUUUUAAUUAAGAAACAUCAACAUCAUUUUACUUUUGUCAACAAAUAAUUCACAAGUGUUUAACAAGUAUUAACUAUAAUAUAUCUCACAAGAAUCGGAGGACUCCCGAAAGCCUGAAUAUGUAUACACUUCAUAUUUUUAUUUUUGUAAACCAAAAACUGCGAACCCUAUAAAUAUAUUUUGCAUUCCUUUUCGUUUUGGAAACUGCAAUUU